Messenger RNA from Thelazia callipaeda (thelaziosis nematode), 1260 nucleotides. NCBI's taxonomy places the organism in Eukaryota, Metazoa, Nematoda, Chromadorea, Rhabditida, Thelaziidae. The record is from the annotation of a GenBank genome assembly.
AUGAAUGAGGGGGGUGGUAAACGUUCGGAUGAUGAAGGGGAUGAUUUGUUAUGGAAUGAUUUUGAAAAUUGUGCUCAGUCAGUUACUAUACUCUAUCGGACUCCGUCAUGGAAGGCAAUGCAAACAGCGGCUGCCUACACCACACAACUAUAUAAAAGUAGUAUCGAACACAAGAAAAAAGCGUAUGAUCGUGGUGUGAUUUCGUCAUAUAGUGUAUUGAUUACAGGCUAUGUAGCUGGGAAACAAACUCUGGCACGUGAAAUUUAUGCGUUACGUCGUUACAACACAGUAUCCAUCGAUGAUGUGUGGAAGCUGCUGUCGAAAAUUGUUUGUGCUGCUGAAUACGGGUAUUGUUCUCGAAGUUCAACACCAGAACAAACUGAUAGUCCAGCAGUUUCAUUGUUUCAACAGGCACUGUGUAUACCUUCCAAUGUCGCUUCUCCACAACGUGCAACAGAGCUGAAUUCAUUUUUAUCACUUCAGCCACAAAACGAGCACAUUGAGUUACAUCGCAAACGUUGUGGACGUCGAUUCGAUCAUGAAGAAAGAGUAAGAAAGCGAAUAGCGCGGGGAGGACAUGAGCGUUCACAAUAUGCGAAGAAAGUUCGUGGUCGAAAAGCUAAAUUAUAUCAUAAAAAGCGUUACGCGGAGAAGGUGGAAAUGCGGCGGUUGCUUCGACAGCAUGAAGAGAAACAGCAAACAAAUACAAUUCAUGAUCCUAAUGAAGAUAGGGAACCUCAGUAUUUAAUUGACAGGGAAGAACAAGUGACUGGUAGUGUAUUAUCUUCAAUGGUCAAGCAAAAACGGAAAGAAAAAGCGGGAAAAUAUCAAGUACCUUUGCCAAAAAUCAAAGCAGUAAGUGAUUCAGAAGCUUUCAAAGUUGUCACUACGGGUAAAACGCGUCGAAAAGGUUGGAAGCGUAUGGUUACUAAGGUUACCUUUGUUGGUGAAUCAUUUACUCGGAAGCCGGCUAAGUUUGAACGGUUUAUCAGACCAAUGGGAUUGCGAUUUAAAAAAGCGCAUGUUACACAUCCUGAAUUGCAAGCAACGUUUCAUUUACCAAUUGUUGGAGUGAAGAAAAAUCCAUCUUCUUCACUUUAUACAUCUUUGGGUGUAAUCACGAAAGGAACAAUCAUUGAAGUUAAUAUAUCAGAGCUCGGUUUAGUCACUCAAGGUGGCAAAGUUGUGUGGGCAAAAUACGCGCAAGUUACAAAUAAUCCUGAAAAUGAUGGUUGCAUUAAUGCCGUAUUGUUAUUAUAA